Molecule: messenger RNA, 882 nt
Organism: Plenodomus lingam JN3
Lineage: Eukaryota; Fungi; Ascomycota; Dothideomycetes; Pleosporales; Leptosphaeriaceae
Source: RefSeq, a predicted model, not a curated record
AUGGAAGGCGCUGGGUGGCGUCUUCGUCGCAAGCUCGAGGCGGGGAUAGAGCCAGCAACUGGCCGAACAACGCAUCACAAACCCCCCUCAUUCCGUCCAACAUCAUCGGUGCCUUCAUCGAAUACAGUCUAUCUCCUGCUUUCACAGGCGACAAGGCCCCUCCAAUGCACCAUGACAGGCCGUGACCGAGAGGCUGGAACAUUGAUGGGCGGACAUGUGCAGACACGGAUGCACAGCGACCACCCCCGCUCAUCGCAACCGACCCCAGGAAUCUUUCCAAUGCGGAAGCAAUAUACGCAGGCGACACGGCAGGAUGAGCAUGGCAAGUCACCUGCAUUCAAGCCCAGCACACCCGAGCAAGCAGAUACUCUUCGCCAGCAUGGCACUGAUUGGCGAGCUCCUCUGCUGACUGCGUCUUGCGUGUCACGUCCUUCCAGCAUAAGACGCCUGCUGCAUGAGACACGCCAGCUCAAGCAAGAACGAGCUCACCAGCUUCUGCGCAAAGCUACGACCUCGACCUUGAGCCACCUCGCAAUCAGCUUGUUCGGCCGACAAAGCAUGCCAAUCUACUACCCAAGUAAUGGUAUUGAUACAGCCAUCAUGAUGAGGCGACAUCAAAUUCGAUUGCUCAUCUGGUCAUGCACAUUCGACGAAGGCGACGACACUCUCGCUGGCAGAGACUGCAAGACAAUAUCCUGUUCAAACGAGUCGUGUGGAACGUACUCAAAUAUUCCAGGUCACCACGAUCAGACAAAGUAUGCACUCGUCCCAGAUCGGACAGAGAAUGGGUCGCUUCCGAUACUUGCCUGUCCAUAUCCAUGCAAGUCAGUCGGAACUGUGCUUCCUGAGACGGCUGAGGGACUUUGUGUUGUUUCACGCUAA